AUGGGACUUCUUCACUCAAAACAUCAGAAACUUAUCCUACAGUGUUACCCUCCCGGGAAGGCCGUGGAUAAGAAACCCAACCCCUCGGAACUUUCUUACCUUCUCUACUAUGCCUCGACUAGAAGAGUGAAAUUGGAGAAGGUCAUGACGUUUAUUCAACAGAAAGCAAAGUCGGACGUAAACAGGACUCGUGCCGGUAACUUGCAGGUGACAUUAAGUAUAAUAUCCGCGUUAAUUGAGAAAUGCUCAGAUAACUUGAAUGUUUUCGCCAAUGCUGUGUGCAUCAUCUUAUCGUCUAUCUUGACCAUCAAUGAUGUGGCAUUGGCCAAAGGUGUGGUGAGAACGUAUGGCGUGUUGUGUUCUAAAUUGGACGGUGAGUUGUUUUCUGGGGAUAAGCUUUUCCUCGACUCCUUUACCGAGUUAUCUAAGUCGCUCAUAAAUAAAACUAAAACAAGUAAGGCAGACUCCAGCCCCAACAGUUUGGAUUGGAAAAUCAUUUCAGUGUUGGCAUGUGGUCAUGUAUCCAACUGCAUUGGCUACAAUGGAAAGCUUGCUGGGUAUUUCACAUCUGUUUGUAUCCCCCUAUGUGUUAGCACCAUUGAGGUAGCUAAUACCACUGAACAAUUGAAAGACAAACUUCCCAACCAUGACUCACUGGUGCCCGUAGCGCCUACAGCUACCAAGUUAAAAAGAUAUAGCACGGUUGGAGGCGAUGAUAGCGCUCCUAUCCCUCCUAAAAAUGCGGUGAUAGCUUCAAUCACUGCCAAAUUGAUUGACGAUCUGGAUUCAAGCAAUAUCACUGAAGAAGACUUAGAGGAAGGAGCAUUCGUUGCUCUCAAGUCUUUCUUCGACACCACGCUGAUCUCUCAAAUAUCUGAAAGUACAAAAGUUGUGGUGCAGCAUUAUAAUUCCCCGAAGGAACACGCGUGGAUCAGUGUCCUCUUAGAGUUGUGUAUCAACUGGGUGCCUGUGCAGUUAAGAUUUGUAUUACUUUCUACUUUGUUGAAUAAAUUGACUGCUGUCCUGGAUAAGGCGGACGCCCUGAACCCUAACUAUAAAGUACAAAUUCAGUUUGCAAACUAUAUUUUGGGACUCAUGUCAUCAGAAGUGAACAUGAUUGGUCUUUCUGUUUCUGACGUCAUUCAACAUUUACUUUCCUUACAAACCAACGUAGUAUUAAAGCAGCAUCUGUUCUUGGACGAGAAACAAACCCUGUCCUUGUUGAAGGUAUAUUCCGAAUGUAUAUGCAGUUUAUCAACUCAUGUAUACUACUUUGACCAAGUUCCAGAUUCAGUCCAAGAGAUAUUGAUCAAAUUGGACUCAAUUGUGAGUAGAAGUGCAUUGGCCAACAAGAAAAACACUGCUGGAAUAAUAUCUCCAAGUAGCGCCAAUGGUACUGCACCAGUAAAUGCACCCCACCAUAUCAGAGUACCAAGUGCAGGCCAACUUUCUUCCUCCUCGAUAAUUGAACCUUCCUCAUCAUCUAUCCCAACUAAGCGUACGACUACUACAUCAUUAUCUACCAGCUUGUCCGACAUUGACGCUGAUAAACUUCAAAGGUUAGUCUUGACCCUUCUCAAGAAUAUAUCUAAGAUUCUUACCAACUUGAAAAAGAAGCCCUCAUCCAUUGCUCGUAAUCAUGUUCAACUUGAACACUGGGAAGUCAGUUUGUCGCUCAUUUCCCCCUAUUCCAGCUUUGAUGGUUUUGAUACCAACUUGAUGGCUCCAGAAAUCACAAAUCGUAUCCAGGUUGAAUACCUUAAAGUGUUUAGACAAUUCUUGAGCCAUGAAUUUUAUGCACAAGAAGAUGAGGAAGACUUCACUGACUCCAAGGAAGUCCUUUCCUCAUCAGAUGCAAGGACAUUCUUGACACCCAACUCCAAUAAUUUGAUCACUGAAUCAGACAACUUCCUAACUCAUUUCUUUGCUCAUUUGGACAAAUUGUUACACAGGCCAUUGGUUGAAAACGCAGAAGUGUAUGAUCUAGUUUUCAAAAGUAUGAAAGACUUGAUCAAUUUAUUAGGGAUUAAUUUUUUUGCCAAUUUCAUACCAUUUUUCUUCCACUGGAUUAAGAUAGGUAGUGAAAAUUCUUCCCCUGACUUAUCUAAAAAGUCAUCAGCUGCCAAUUUAGGCAAUAUUUCUGAUCGUGAUAGCAGCAGUAACAUUAGAGAAACUUUAGCGUACGCUACUAUGCAUUAUUCAUUGAUUCUUUUAGAUUCCAAAUAUUCUCAGUAUCUCGAAGAUGAUCAUUAUUGCAUCCACUCGACCUUCUUCAAAAGCGUUGAAACGGAUAUUACUUACAGAAAGAGUAAGGGUUUAUGGGUAGAAGAACUAUAUGAUACAUCUUCCAUUGCAGAACAAGAAAUGAGUGAAUCACCUAUAAGUGCUAACAAAAAAGGACUCUACUCAUUUAUUUCUAAUAAUGAAUGGAUAUCUAAUUGGAUAAAUCCUAACAGCAAUUUGCUACUUGAAACAAGAAAGAAGAACCAUCACCACAACGGCAGAGGAAACGGUAUUAGAAUUCAGUUGAACACCGGUAGUAAAUUGGAAACUAUUGAGAGCAGAGGCGAAAUCAUUAGUGAGAAUGAAAAUGGCAACAAACAUAGAAAUGGGCAUGGGCUUGCCGAUGGAGAACAGGAUGCAGAUAAUGAAUUAUUUGACGAUGCUGGCUCAAAUGAAGACAAUUUGAGUACAACAACUAGUGGCAAGCAUUUAGGUCUUGGUUUGGGUACUGUGGGAGACAUCACUUCAAUCCAUUCGGAAAUUCUUAACCACCACCAACAAAUUUCUCACUUGUUCAACUCUUUACCACACCAAAGAAGCGGGUACAGUCUUCAACGUGGUGGUACCGAUGGAUCAAUUGUAAGCGAAAACAGACAUGUAGUGAUUCCAAAGGUUUCGGACUUGAAGGAUGUGAUGAGCACCAGAGAAAUAUUUGCAACAGUUCCAAAAAUCUCAUUUGGUCCUAACUUCGACGAAGCUCCGAACUCUGCCAAGUCCGUAUUGUCUAGGCAAUUGGUUCAAACAGACAUCGACUUAAUAAUAGAUGGGUUGGAGUCUGACGAUUCUAAAAUUGUGGUAUAA
Dujonia railenensis is the source of this 3084-nucleotide messenger RNA. The record is from the annotation of a GenBank genome assembly. Lineage: Eukaryota; Fungi; Ascomycota; Pichiomycetes; Serinales; Debaryomycetaceae.